CAAUGCUUGACAUUAUUGCCAAUUAUAAUUUUUGACUUCAAAGGUGUAUAUCACAACUUCAUAGAGAUUCGGUAUUCAUCCACAAUGCUCUAAGAGUUUACUGUUAAAAUGUGCUGUUAAUACAAAUGGCCAGGAGGUGUCCCUAGAGAGGUGAGUGUCAAAUGCUUCGAAGCUUCGAUACGAUUUCCGACACAAUUGCUUCAAACGUGUUGAUGCUUCAUGAGGCCUCACUCCGCCCAUCACUAUCUCUUACCAUGGCUGCCACUAGUGUUCCGACGUGAGUCUUUGUUUGUAAUAGCAAUGUUCCUCUCAAAACAAAGGUUUCUUUCUUUAAUUGACGUACUGGUUGAUUGCAUUGUUUUAAUAGACCCAACAUUACCUGCGGUGUUCACAUGUAAGUAUUCAUAGGCUAAAUAUCACAAAGGUUAAUUUGAAAAAGAACAAACAUUUUGGAAUAUUGGGCUUGGUGCUUAUAGACUUUGUUCAAAGGUGGCGGUUUAUCAUCCUGUUGUUCCCUUGUUCCUUUUUUUUUUUUGCAUGCUCAGUUACUCUUUAUUUAAUCUCUAUUGGAGGCAAUGUCGCUUGGUGCAGACUAUAUGUAGGCUGUAACCUAUUAGUUGUUCCCUGAAGGCCAAUUUGUAAUAUUCUGAAAUUUAUUUUAAUUUCAGUUUUUGGUAACCUAAACUUUAAAUGUAAAUGUCUGCCAGUUUCCUGCAGAUCAGUUUCAGGUCACUCAUUGCAUUUCAGCUGGUUAAAUUUGAAGAAAAACAGAGGUGUUGUAAAACUUUGGAAUAGAACUGUAACUUUCUCUUGGUUUAUCUCAUUUAUCUAGCUUGAACGCUGUGCCACAGUUCCACCGCAAGACCUCCGGCGAACUGACCCUCAAGGCCUCUGCCGAGGCGGUCCAGAUCGCCAAGGCAUACGGCCUGAGCGGCACCAUGCUGUUCAGGGUCAAGUCAGCCGAGAUGGUCACGGAGCAGGCCAGGAGACAUGUGCGGGCAGUAGGUGGUGACCCCGGGGACUCCAAGCUACUGCACAGCGCCAGAGAGCUCCAAUUUGGACAGUACCGGGGUCAAACUUUUAAAUGGUUGCUGACCCAUGACCUCGGCUAUGCCGUCAUGGUGUUGGCAACCCACCAGAGGGAGCACGAAGAUGGUCAGGUGUCGGAUAGCCCGCUGGCGAGCAAUAAGAAUGUCCUGGAGUCCUACGCCUGGCUCUUUCCCGACGUGAAGAUGGCCAUCCGUCAUCGAUGGGAGAGAGACGGGUCAGCCAGGACCCUGGACAAGGGCAAGAGGCUCUUGGCUUCGGCGAACAUGGACACCUGACGUUUCAGGCCCUUCACGAUGCAGAAGAUCAGGAGGCCAAGAGUUACAUCAAAUGGCUCCGGCGCCAGAACACCAAAGUCGGGACCAAGAUGCAUGCGCUCCAGCUGUAUGUGCGGCGGAGAGACAAGGCGAAGGUGGCAGCAACCUCCUCCCUUCCCAAAACCACCACUGUUGCCCCCACCACCUCUCUCUCUGCAGCAGCCUCCAUCGUCGAGAUUCCCGAUGACAUGCUGCUGUCGGCCAGCAUGGAUUUGGAGGCUGGUAAGUUCACUUUUUCUGUUUAACCUGUUAUUUGUUUGAAUUUGUAAACAACCUUCCCCAGCAUCCACCUCCCAGUUUGCAACCAGUGGAGCUCCCAACCGAUGGCUGAUCCAGGAAAGCAGCCUUCGCAAAUGCUGUCUGUAGCCAGGAGAGAGGUGAGUUAAAAGGAUGUGUUUCUUUGAAUUGCAUUGCCGGGAAAGGAACAGGCCCUGUCUGAUUCUUUUUGUUUCUUGUUCUCUGUCUCUCUCUCUCUCUCUCUCUCUCUCUCUCUCUCUCUCUCUCUCUCUCUCUCUCUCUCUCUCUCUCUCUCUCACUCACUCACUCACUCACUCACUCACAGCUGCUUUUCCCCGAGGGCUGGAGGACUUCACUACCUAAAGAACAGCAUGUGUGGGUAAGCCGGGUUCUUAUCACCAGGGGCAAGGACGGAAAGACUACACUGACCUCCAACCUUCGCCUUUGGUGGUAUUCUCCCGGUCCCCGCAACCUGAACCUCCAUCCCCCGAUAUCACCUGACACCUUUUUUCAGCGCCCAUUCUUCCUGUGGAUGCCCUACCGCAUGUGGGGCUACAAGCUCUCCUGCACAGCGUGCAGCCACAGGUUUUCCGGAGCCGGACUCUACAGGACUGUCCAGAGGGUCCUGGACACAGAUGGAUGGUAUUUUAUGGCUAUGGAGUACCUAGAGUGCCGGCGCUGCAGGAAGAAGGUGGCAGGCUGGUCGCAGGAUGUCUUGGAUCAGCUGCACCAAACCCACUGGGAUGAGUUUCCAGCUAUCCUGACUUACAGGUUAUCCUGCGACAAAAAGCUCAUCGGGCAGAUACGUGAGCGCACGCUGGGCAACGGGGCCAACCGGCUGCACAGAUAUCUGCUCGAGGAGCACACCAGGUCCUGUUCGCGUUUGCCAAGUUUAUCACAUCAGGUGCCGAGCCAUCUGCAACUCCGCCUCUAAAACCACGAUGACCCCGGUGCCCAGUGCAAAUGGUUGCUGUCAAUCUACACCAGGGAGGUGGCUUCGAGGCUAGAAGAGACCAAGGCCUGGAUCACCUCCAUCUUUGGCUCAAUCUUAAAGAUGGACUCAACCAAGAAGAUGAGCAAUAUCGCAAUCGUCUCCUUCCUUCUUUCCUUCUUUCCUUCCAGCUUACCAUCACUCUCCCUUUCAUCAUUCAGAUGACCAAGAAACUCGCUGGGACUGCGGCAGGUACAGCAGCCUGGGUGACUAACUUGGGGAAUGAGGAUGGCCAGAUCUUGAUCAGCAUCCUCACUGCAGCUGAGGGUGCUGGCCUGCAGCCCAUGGCCCCCGGGCUGAUGCAGCGAUACCGUGAUGCCAGUGUGUCCCUGCCGCCGGUCCUGUAUGUGGACUGAGACUGCUGUUCACACAGGGGGCCAUCCAAAGUGUCCCUCUUAUUCCACCAGUGGGAUCAGCUAGUGGUGCGGCUCGACGUGUGGCACCUAAUGCGACGCUUCGCAGCGGGUGUCACCACGGAGAGCCACCCACUAUACAGCCUCUUCAUGGCGUGUCUCUCGUUCUGUAUUUUUGAGUGGAACCAGGGAGACGUCGCACGGGUGCGACAGGCCAUGGCUGGUGAGGCGGGGAAGGGUUUCCGAGGCUCCGGCUUCAAAAACAUCCCAUUAAAGGAGCUGGCCCGCCACUGCCGCCGCUGCACUCAUGGGGAGGAGGAGACCGACUGGCUCAUUGACGCGAUACUAGAGACCUUUGGGGACGCCACUGACACCAUGGGCAUCCCGCUUUUGGACCGUGACAAGAUUCAGGACAUUUAGAAGACUUAGAGGUGCCACCUCCACUGCAUCCAGGACCCACCCGGUGUGCACCUGUACAUGCAGACCAGGAGGCUGGUCAAAGGGGGGAUCACGCUGCCGGUGUUCAGGUGUAUGCGAGGUUUAACUUCGUUGGAGUCGUUCCACCUGCAUCUGGACUGCUUCAUACCUGGCACUUCAGCCAGCGCAGCCCACUUUCAGGCCUAUCUCCUGGAAGGCCUGGCGCAGUGGAACGAGGACCGUGCAGCACAAGCAGUGGAGGCAAGAGACCGUGAUAUUGUCUGCUACAGUGGCCAACUCCAGCACUCCCUCAAUGAGCUGAGCGAACUUGUGUAUCACAUGAAGCUUGUUGAGGAUUACACCUGGCCUGCGAAGUACACUGGUGAGCUCAUUGGCAUCCAGUACCUGUUUUCACAGACCGGUCGAGUUCUGGAGGAAGUGAUUGGCAGCGAUCCUGAUGCUCCAGAUGGAACCCAUACAGACGAUGAUAGUGUCGACAAGGGCUUCCAAGAGGACGAGGGGCCGGUAGAGGAACAUCUGGACCUCACCCUCUUUGGCCUGGAGGAGGACUUCACCCCACAAACUUGUAAACCGUUGUUGUCUGAAACAUCCCAGUCGCGCCCUGCCAUUGGCGCCUCACAGUCUGGGCCAGCUGACCAGGAGAACUUCCCUUGGGGACGAGGCCAUUCAAAGGGUGUGCCACGAGCCGCUUUGGACCUGACACUGGCCCAGGAUACGACCACAUGGUCAACCUGGCCUGCAGUCUCUUGCAGCUGUGUCACCAUGCCUACAUGACGCAGCAGCAAGUGGCGGAGAUCCUCUGGGAAUGAUUGCCAGAGGGUGACAAGGCCCCAGUUCACUUCCCGCCACACCACCAGGAAAGACUGGUGAAGGGGAUGUUCCGACGCCAGCACUCACAGACCUGUGUCACACCGGGAGUGGAGAGCUUGCAACGGUGUAUGGUCGGCCAAGCCGCACAGAUGCCAAACAUCAGCAGCUUUGUGCAGGCCGUUUGUAUAGAGCUGUCCAGGAUUCACCCCAAAGGAACCACCAUCUGCGGCAUGAGGGUGAACUGCUGGGAAGCAGUAAUGCACGAUUGCAUCUGCAUUCAGGAGAAUGUACUUACAAACCUGGUACUUGUGGCCCAGACACACAUCCAGCUAUUCCCUCUCAAUCAGUGUACCCUAACACAAUGGCACUAUGCUCGCACCAGGGAGCUGAUACGGUGGGCUCUGGAAAUGACCAUGCCAUUGCCAAGCAGCUCGGUCCUUGCUUCAGAGUCCACCCCUGCCGUAUGCCCACUGGCCCCAAGCAGUCCACUGCAGAAAAUUUUGAGUUCCCUGACCCACCUGACCUGUCUGGUCAGGCGACACAAAGAGCUCGGGGCCCCGUGGAUGUGGAACCACCCAUCACCCAGCCACUCACCCCACCGGCUGACACUGCCAUUCCUCUGCCUCCACCGCCACUGGCACUACGUUCAGUACCCUGCACCACUGCCUGGCGGCACAGAAAGAAGCAGGAGGCGGAGGAGCUGGUGCAACAACAAGGUAUCCCCCUCAAACAAAAGAAGAAAGUGGAGGCCUUUGUUUGCCAGCGCUGUGGCUGUCCUAAAACAAAGGAGUUCGGCCAUAGCCGCUUUGGGAGGGAAACCUUUUGCUUGGCCUCAGCCGGCAAAAGUGUUCAGGAGUGGCUGGAGGAAAAGAGGGGGAGAAACAA
Molecule: messenger RNA, 5078 nt
Organism: Erpetoichthys calabaricus (reedfish)
Lineage: Eukaryota; Metazoa; Chordata; Cladistia; Polypteriformes; Polypteridae
Exons: 8
Coding region: 3423-4157 (244 amino acids)
Source: RefSeq, a predicted model, not a curated record